AUGACCGAAUCCCCUCCCGAAGAAUUCUCUCCAACCCGUCAUUACUGGCCCCGUCGAGUAAUCGUUGGCAAACGGCCAACGGCCGCGAUACGGGCGGGCGGUCUUGCGACGCGUAUCACUCAUCGUCAGUGUAUCGUCUCGUAUUCGUUCGAUUCUAUCGCUUCUGCACGAACUUCAAAAUGUCCAGUAUUAUUAGCAAUAAUACACAAAGUAGUAACGUCAGCUCGACCACCGUCUGUGAGCACCACGACGGCGCGGUCGGAUGGUGUUUUUGACGUCCCUCAAAGUCUAGCAAGUCGUACUGGUGAUGUGACAAAUCGGGUGGGGGCAGUGUCGAAAGAAUGGCGUUGGGCAAUGGUUGAUGCGAAGUCGCUAGCUGUCAUCAUACCCGUGGAUCAAAAUCCCAGAGAUGUAUCUAGAGAGCGCUUUGUUUCGCUUCUUGAGUAUUGUGAGGAGGAGCUUGGUCUUGACCGUGUACUAGCUGUGUUUGAAAAACCUGGCCUGUCAAUGUCCGAAGGAUUCCCUCGUACGCUCCGGUAUGUUGGUUUUCGUGUACUUCCGCCCGACGCCGUUCCUGAGAUAUUAUCAUGUGACAAAUAUUUUGUAAUGAGCUACGCAGUCUAA
Necator americanus (New World hookworm) is the source of this 624-nucleotide messenger RNA. RefSeq lists its product as uncharacterized. The coding region runs from base 1 to 624 and encodes 207 amino acids. The transcript is spliced from 5 exons. Gene Ontology annotation, cellular component: nucleus; cytoplasm. NCBI's taxonomy places the organism in Eukaryota, Metazoa, Nematoda, Chromadorea, Rhabditida, Ancylostomatidae. Gene Ontology annotation, molecular function: ornithine decarboxylase inhibitor activity. The record is from RefSeq and is a predicted model, not a curated record. Gene Ontology annotation, biological process: positive regulation of protein catabolic process.